CAGCAAAAGCCGACCGGGGGACACCGAACAGGCCGCCAGCUACUAAAAAUAAUUAAUCUGUUCCAAGUAGUAUUUUGUAGAAUGAAUGUGAUUUUUCUAGAGACGUCAUACGUUUUCUGAAAGGCAGGGCUUACGCGACCUAUAUAAGGGAUUGACAGGCACGGACGGAGAGACGGAGAUUCAGAUAGAUUUUAUUAACUUUACGAGGCGUGUUUUACUCAUUGUGUAUUUGUGUGCUCAUAUGUGUUUAUUUCGCAUUAUUUAUUGGCACAUUAUUCUAACUGUAUUAACUGUGUACAGGUACAAGAUUGUAAUUAUAUUUUCUUUUCUUUUGUAAUUAUCUUAAGACUUAAUAAAUCUUAAUUAAUUGUAACUAGAAACUGUUUUGGGUGUCGUAUCUUAAAAGUUGCUGACUCAAUGGUAUCGUCCUUGUUAGGCACUGUUUACAACGAGCCAAUUAAAAUUAAAAUAGGAGAUUAAUUUCUCCCAAUAUAAGUCAGUGCAUAACAGUCAUCAUAAAUCUAUAUCGAGACAACGGGGAAAUAUUUGACAUCAAUAAUGUAUAAAUGUAUAUGUAUUACAUUAACUUUUUUAACAUAGACAGGGUUUUUGCUAUCCUUAUUCGUGCCCCCCACCCCCCACCCCAAAUCCUCAUAUUAUAAAUCAUAUGGAUAGAGUCUGACAUUCUGUGAACACGCCAAGCUAUUUUUAAAUAUUUUCUGGGGGGGGGGGUUGUUUAUUAAACACAGUCAGUUGUAUUUUUUUAAAUACAGCUCCGUUCCUCCGCAAACACCCGUAUUCUUUAUGCUCCCAUGACACGCACUCAAACAUACUGUGAACGAUCUUUCUCUUUCUGUGUCCCCAAACAACGGUAUUCUCUCCCAUUAAACAUCCUCAAUAUACCGACCAUCCAAGACUUCAAAAUUGCCCUCAUGGCACAUCUCUUCAAACUCUAUUAUACCGAGUCAUUCUCACCCCGCCCCCGCCCAACCCCGACUGAUGAACAACGCUUGAUGCUGCUGGGGGCCGUCUAUGGCUAGACAGGGGUAGAUGGUACUUGGGUGUGAGCUGUCCAUGGCUAGACAGGGGUAGAUAGUACUUGGGUGUGUGAGGUCAAUCUUUUUACAACGCUGUUUUUUUUUUUUUUUAAAUGUCUAAUUUUUUGUAACGGAUAAUUUUUUUUUUUUUUUGAAGCGCUAUGGGCCUAGCCCUUGGCUCUUUACUUUACUUUUAAUAAUAAUAUUUUGAAAAAAUAAAUUUUUGUUGUUUUACAGGGGUAGAUAGUACUUGGGUGUGUGAGGUCAAUCUUUUUACAACGCUGUUUUUUUUUAAAUGUCUAAUUUUUUGUAACGGAUAAUUUUUUUUUUUAUGUGAAGCGCUAUGGGCCUAGCCCUUGGCUCUUUACUUUACUUAUAAUAAUAAUAUUUUGAAAAAGUAAAUUGUUGUUGUUUUAACACAAUCAGUUGUUGUUUUUAACACAGUUAUUGUUUUAACACAAUCAGUUGUUGUUUUUAACACAGUUGUUGUUGUUAUUUUUAACACAGUCAGUUGUUGCACAGUUGUUGUUUCUGCUUUAACACAGUUGUUGUUGUCUUUAACACAAUCAGUUUUUGUUGUUGUUUAAUAUAGUUAGUUGUCUUUUUCAAACACUGCCAGUUUUAUUUUUUGAAACGUAAUCAGUUGUAUUUUUCCUACUUCAACAAUCGAAGAGAUGCAUAGAACAAUUCUGCUAUGAUUUUUUUUUCAUAGGUUAUCAACGGGAAACAUUUAAAAUUUAGAUAUCGCCCUUAUUAUGGAACUAGCAAAAUACCCGCACUUCGCAGCAGAGAGCCUUUUUUAAAGAAAAAAAAAGGUACAAAAUUAUCAAGUAUCCGCAUAUUCCGGAUACUAUACAAUGCAUUCCCUUGCGAAAAUGAAACCUGCCUCAAAUCAAUGCAAACUUUUGUAGGGUCUGUCCUUGGGACCCCGAUCCUGGUAAGACCCCAAUUCUAAUGAGUCCCUAAUCCCAUUCUGAACCCGAUCCCUCCGCAAUCCAUUUUCCCGGUUUUAUCCCGUUCCUGUUGGAGUCCUAUUUCUUUGUGGCUCCGGAUCCAGGGGAAUACAGAUCCCGUUUGAAUCCCGAUCCCGUCGGUGUCUUGAUCCCAUUGAGAUCCUGAUCUCAGUGGAUCCCGAUGCGAAACCGAUCCCGUUAGGAUACCGUUCACUGUGGGAUCCCGUUCCACCAAGCGACUCACUUUCCGAUGUCAUACAUUUUCCUGAUAGGAUCCUGGUCCCUGUUUGAGCCCGUUACCCAAUGGGAUCUCGAUUAGAGACCGACCGAAUUUUGGCUUCGGUUUCGGUGCCGAAAGUGGCCAUUUUAUCACUUUCGGCCAAGUUUCGGUUUCGGCCGAAACUGAAAAGUUAACUUUCGGCUUAAUUUCGGUUUCGGCCGAAAGAUAAAAAUUAACUUUCGGGUUUUUUUUCGGUUUCGUUGAAAUUGACUUAGACUUUCGUCCAUCUGGCCGAAAGUGACUCGGGUUUUCGGUCAUCUAAUACUCAGCGAAAGCGAUAUUUAACUACAAACUAAGCGACAUUUUAGAACGAAUUAAGCGAUCUUUAAGAACAAACUAAACGAUCUUUAAAUCAAAUAAAGCAAUUUUUAAGAAUAAAUUAAGAAAUCUUUGAGAACAAACUAAACGAUAUUUAACAACAAAAUAAGCGACAUUAAAGAACAAACUAAACGAUCUCUAAAACAAACUAAGCGAUCUUUAAGAACAAUCUAAGCGUUCUUUAAUAACAAAGUAAACGAUCUUAAAGAACAAAGUAACCGAUUGUUAAGAACGAACAAAAUGAUCUUUAAGAACAAAAUGAAUUAUCUUUAAUAGUAAACUGUAUGAUUUAUAAGAAUAAACUAAACAAUCUUUAACAGAAAACUAAAUAAUCUUUAGAAACAAACUAAAAGAUCUUUAAGAACAAACAAAUCGAUCUUAAGGAACAAAAUCAAUAAUCUUUAAGAACAAACUAAGCUAUCUUUAUGGGGGGGAAAAAAAGCGAUCUUCAACAACAAAAUAAGCGAUCUUUAAAAACAAACUAAACUAUUUUUAAUAACAAACUAAAAGAUCUUUAAGAACAAUUAAGUGAUAUUUAAGAACAAAAUCAAGAUCUUUAAGAAAAAACUAAACGAUCUUUAAGAACAAACUCACCGAUCUUUAAGAACAAACUAACUGAUCAUUAACUGAUCAAAAAAUGAACGCUUUUUAAGAACCAAAUAAGCGAUCUUUAAGAACAAACUAAACGAUCUUUAAUAACAAACCAGGCAAUCUUUAUGAACAAACUAACCGAUCUUUAAGAACAAACUAAGCGGUCUUUAAGAACAAACUAAAUGAUCUUUAAAAACAAACAAAGCGACCUUUAAGAUCAAGUUAAGCGAUCUUUUAGAACCAUGAUCAGAACAACAAUUUUAAGAGACCCGGUUUAAAAAAAUAAUUUUCACCACCAUUGGGGUUGAGGGAGGUUAGUCUCCGAACGAAAUAAUUUCGUCACCAGCACAGAAACACUAGUGUGGUGUUAAUAGGUUGAAUAUUAAUACAGUGAUAUCUUGCAAGCUUUUAAUGAAAACACAAAGCAUUAGUAUUACGAAAACAGCGAAAUAUUGUGGGGAUAUUUUUAAUAUAUCGGGCUUUUUUCGGCUAAUAAAAUACAGUUACCAAAUUAUGUUUGCCAACUUGUGGUUAAUAAGUUAUAGAGAAAUUCACGGCUGUACAAACUCUCUUUUAGCCGUAGUGGACAUUUUAUGCUCAGGUCAUGAUCAAUGUUCCCUCCAAGGUUUGUUGGUUCGUGUGCAAAAUCAUACAGUUGUGUGCAAAGUUUUAUAGCAUCCAUUUUUUUGUGUGUGAAAAAUUUCACAGCCCACAAACACAAACACUCAUUUACAUGAAAAUUUUCUUCGCGAUACUCAAAACUGCUGCGCGGCGUCUGUGAGAUAGCUGCGCGUCCGCGCAGCCGCGCAGCUUAAAAGAAAACCUUUGUUGUGAUCCUAAUUUGCAGAAGAUAUUUUAUGUACCGCUCACAUAGAUGUUUACUUUCAGCUUGUGUCAAAAUAUCUUACUGUUUGUGUGUUUACCCUGCACUUCCUCUCAGUUCUUCAUUACAAACAGAUAUUAUUUUGCUCAAAUUGUUUUCAUGAUCUUCACUGAAGCAUCAAGCCUGUGCGGGUCUUGCUCCGACUCAGACUCUCUCUACAACUUGUUCGACAGCUACAGCAAUUACAAGACCAAAUAUUGCCCCUUCGGAUGUUGUGGCACUAGCGACCAUCAGCAUUGUUGUUACAAGUAAACUAUUUAAAUUAUGUUCAUCUCAGUUUUAUGUAAUUGGUUUAUAAUUGUUGUUGUCUUUUGGAGGGUGGUGGUGGCAGGGUUGGAUGCAAGGCAUAAAUAUUUAAUAAAUUUGGUCGACGAAACAUUUUAAAUUCACAUUUAUUUUGUAUUUUAAUUUUGGGUGGAAUAAUUAUUUAAUUUGAAUCUUCAUAAUAUGGAUAUCGUGUUUACAAGAACUGUUUAUUUAAUGUGGCACCUAUUUUUAAAAAAAAAAACGUGUUAUUCACAUGUGCAUUUAUAGAGGCCGUACUGAUAAGAUAAUAUGGCGCAUAUUGACUCUGGAGGGUGCGUACUGCUUUUGAAAGAACUACUUUAGAGUGUAUUUUGUGUGUAAAGACCUUAUCGCAUAUCUUUUUAAAAGGGUGCAGAUUUCUUCUGAGAAAACAACACACUUCUUUAGAUAGAAUUAUAGAACUGCAUCAUGAUAACUAUUUAUAUAAAUGAUUUACCAAAACACAAAAAUAGCUACAAAGUCGACCGGGUUUUUGAAAUGUGUGUGUGUGUGGGGGGGGGGGGGUUGUGAUUGGGUGUAGGGUAAGGGUAGGCUGGUGAGUGUGUGUCUGUGUGUUGUGUGUGCGCGCGUGUCUUUCUGUGUGUGUAGACACAAGAGACUUUGUGGGGGGGGGGGAAUUUAGCUAGCCUUGUAGAGGGAAAUUUAUAACAUUUGUAUACGCCAGUGUGUGGGGGGGGGGGUUGUGAUUGGGUGUAGGGUAAGGGUAGGCUGGUGAGUGUGUGUCUGUGUGUUGUGUGUGCGCGCGUGUCUUUCUGUGUGUGUAGACACAAGAGACUUUGUGGGGGAGGGGGAAUUUAGCUAGCCUUGUAGAGGGAAAUUUAUAACAUUUGUAUACGCCUAACAGAGAAGGUAACCAAGGAAACACAUAAUGAAGUCAAGGAAUUUAAAUUGCACCAUACAUAUCAAAAUAUAACAUUUAAUUAUUUUGCUUAUUCAAUUGUAUAAACUAAUGAACUCAAUUAUAGAAAAUCUCCUUUUUUCAAAACUAGAUCAAUACAAAAUAUGUCAUAAUUUUUUUUAGGUAGCCUACAUAUCUUUUAAACAAUUCUGUUUAUGAAAUUCAAGCUGCAAAUGGAGGAUAUGAAUUUGAUUUUAUUUUUCGAAGUACCCGGGUACCAGAAGUGAGAGGUUGGGAUUAAAACUAUUUAAAAUUGUAUUGUUUGGUUUAUAAGACAAAAUGAGGUAUCAAAUGAAAGAUAAUUGAACGGAAUAUAUGUUUGUAAACUUAGUUCUUCAGUUUAACUAAAAUAAACUAACACAAAUGACAUCCGAAUAGCACUAAGUCAAAAUGUACCAGGACACGUAGUGCCGCCAUUCGCACCCGGGUACCAACCUCUCCCUACUGGUACCCGGGUACAAAUAGUCGCAGCCAUUUUUUAAAAAAUAAGUCUUAUAUUUAUAUGCAUGAAUCAAUCAACUCUUGUAAAAAUAAUUAAUUUAGGACAUGAAGAAUUCCAGCCUGUAUUACCCGCAGUGGGUUAUGAACCAUCCAGAAUGUGUCACCAUUUAUUUUUGUACAUUACCCAUUUAAAAAUAGGGCCUACUUACAUGGGCGCCCGCAGAAAACUUUCUGGGGGGGAGGGGCAAAAAAAUCGAUUAAAUUUCCAGGGGCGGGGGGGGAUUUUAGUAAUGUUUUAAUGUAGUUUUAAUUUACUGCAGCGUAUUUGUAUGGUGAACGAACGGACAGGACAUCAGCUUAGUUACUUUCUUUUUAUUUUUACUUUACUUUAAUAAAAUUUUGUCUAUUUUUGUCUAAAAAAUUUGUAUCCAAUCAAUCCAGGGAGGGGGCAAGUGCCCCACCUUGCCCCUACCUGCGGGCGCCCAUGCCUACUUAUGUUUUGGACACAUUUUAUAUUAAAGAAAAAAGAACUUUUAGAAAUAUUGGCAACUGAAACAAAUGUAAUGUUUAAAAAUGGACCUUAAGAUUGCUGUUUGCAAAAGACAAUAAGAAUCUCUAACUUCCAGACCCAUUUCACAGACAGGUUGUCGGCAUGUUAAGUAAUGUUGGUUAAUUUACAUCAGGGAAUUACGUAGAGUGACACAGCCAGCAGGGAUUACAAAUAGUGGCAUUGCAGGGAUAACAUGUGGUGACAGAGCCAGCAGGGAUUACAAAUAGUGACAUUGCAGGGAUAGCAUGUGGUGACAUAGCAAGCAGGGAUUACAAAUAGUGACAUUGCAGGGAUAACAUGUAGUGACAGAGCCAGCAGGGAUUACAAAUAGUGACUUGCAGGGAUUACAUAUUAUAUAUAGCUUGACAUAGCAGGGAUUAUAUAACAGUGUCAUGGCCCUUAGGGAUAACAUAUAGUGAUAUAGCAGGGAUUAUAUAGACUGACAUAGCAGGGAUUAUUUAAGAGUGUCAUGGCCCUUAGGGAUAACAUACAGUGAUAUAGCAGGGAUUACAUAGACUGACCUAACCAACAGGGAUACCAUAGAGUGACAUAGCAGGGAUUCAAGAGAGUAAAAUAGCAGGUAUUACAUAGUAUGUUAUAGACAGCAGGGAUAACAUAGGUUUGCAUAGCCCUUAGGGAUAACACAGAGUGAUAAAGCAAGGAUUAAAUUGACGGACCUAACCAACAGGGAUUACACAGGGUGACAUAGCUUCCAAAUGUUACAAGAAGAAAUUAACGCAAGUUUAAGAGCGUAUUCAAUUACCCAAACUCACUAAAUUUGUGUAAACACAACAAACUCACUAAAUUGGUGUAAGCACACAAACUCACUAAACUGGUGUUAGCACACAAAAAUCACUAAAUUGGUGUUAGCACGCCAAACUCACUAAACUUGUGCAAGAACACCAAACUCACUAAACUGGUUUAAGCACCAAACUCACUAAACUGCUGCAAGCACACCAAACUCACUAAAUUGGCGUAAGCACAGCAAACUCAAAUAAGUGGCGUACGCACACCAACUCACUAAACUGGUGUAAGCAUGACCAUGGUUUGCCUUGUAAAAGUGGUGGGGUGGGUGAAUAUACUUUUUUUUUUGGCUGUUCUUUAUUUCAUAAAUGUAUUUUAUUUUAAUGUCAUGAUUAUGUCUCUUUUGAUAAUAUUUUUAUGUACAGCGCGGUGAGCCCAACCCUAGGCUGGGGUACCGCGCUAUAUAAGACCCCUUAUUAUUAUUAUUAUUAUUAGUUUGCUCAUGUAACACUAUUCCUUUCCCACAGCGUUGGUAUCAUUGCUGCUGUCAUAGUUGGUGUUGUUGUCUGCAUCGUUGCCGUGGUCACCAUCAUUUGCUGCUGCUUCUUUUACAGUUGUAGGGAAAGACCACAGACGUGUGGACCUACACCAGCAAAGACUUGUGGACCUACACCAGCAAAGACUUCUGGUCCUACACCAGCAAAGACUUGUAGUCCUACACCAGGGAUUAAGCAGAAAACAAGACAAACUAUGAAUCCCAACGGUAAGUUACACGUUACAUACUGCAAAAGUAGGACACUUAUUAGGUAAAAUACGGCAAUAUUUACUGCUGCAUGAUCUAAAGCAGGGGUCUCAAACUCACGGCCCGCGGGCCAUUUGCGGCCCGCAAGAUGAUAUUUCCGGCCCGCUACAUAACAGCUAAGGUUAGUGUUAAUGCGGCUCGCGCAUUUUCCCUAAUCUCAUAUCUAUGAUGGAUUUCUGGAUCCGACACUGGACAUGUAUGAGCUGAAUAUGUAAUACAAAGUAAACUAUAAAAAAACGUCUUGACAGAUACAACGCUAUAAGGAUAUAUGAUAUUGUAUGUAUCAUUGUAUGCUUGUAAUUAGUUUGUGUAGUGUUGCGUUUGUUUUAAAUGUGGUAAAUUAUAGAUUUUUUGUUGUUGUUUUUUUACUUUGUACCACGCUUCGAGCCUUUGGGAUGAAGCGUGUUUUUGAAAGGAACUUUAUUAUUAUUAUUAUUAUUAUUAUUAUGUAUUAUGUUCUUGUUCAUCGUACAGCUCUUCCACCCACCCCGUCAAUCGUGUCUUCAAGCAAUAACCACCAACAGGCGUCGCUGGGAAUGCCACCAGUUCAUCAACCUUUCGCCAGUCAUGGGGGCGUUGGGAGUCCAGGGGACAGAACCCUGCCAAGUGAACAAGACAACGCGUUUGAAUGUUCAAGUUACAGUUCCCCCGUGUCGCACGAGAUUUAUGACGUCAAUACGUUGCGACAGGUUGUCUCAUUGUACUGAUGUACUGAAUCAGUAACAGGGGCAUGACUAACCUCAAGCUCCAGAUUUGUAAGCUCAAAUGGUUGAAAUUAAUAGUAAGUGCACAUGACGCAUCACUUUGUAUUGGUUUACUGAAAAGGUUGAUGUUCAUUUGUUAAAAAAAAAAAAAAUUUAAAUCAUUGAGCUAGUGUUAUAAACUUUUGAGCUCACUUUUAUCAUUGUAACUAAUUUGGUAUUUGCUCACUUUUUUCACAG
This is a messenger RNA of Lymnaea stagnalis (great pond snail), 8744 nucleotides long. NCBI's taxonomy places the organism in Eukaryota, Metazoa, Mollusca, Gastropoda, Lymnaeidae. The record is from the annotation of a GenBank genome assembly.